GCUGGCUGUAGCAAAUCUGCAGUAGGCAACUUUUAUUAAAAAAAAUAACAUUGGGUCCCAAAGCUUCAAGCCACCGACCCAAAACAUUGGUAUUUGACGACCUGGGAAUGAGACUCAUCUUUCAAAUAUCUUUUCUCGGCUCUGAUUGGUUGUUUUGUGUUUAGGCUCGGGGGAUUCUCGGAAACGCCAUUAAAGAGAACGAGGACGAGCCAGAGGAACCAGUCUUUUUCACAUGUACCAGGAUAUAGCGAAGUUUUCAGCACAUAUAACAAAAAGUUAUUUUGAUAAAAGAGAGUGGUAUUAAUCUUCUAUUUAAUUAAUUAAAGUAAUUAAUGUUCUUUGGAUCUUACAAAAGCUGGCACAUGUAGGCUACUGUACCCUUAAACAUCCACAGGGGUCAAAUUAGAAGUUUUGUUUCCUAAGUAUUCACUCAACAAGUUAUAGUUUUUGUGCAUACGUUGUUGUGAAUGGAUUAAUACCGAGUAAGGACAGCAGUUUCCCAGAAUUGUCCAGUUCAAGCCACAACAAUAACAACAAUAAUUUUCUGAAAGUCUCAUUUUCAUCAGAUUACUAUAUAAUGACAGCAUGGUGGGUAAAUGAAGGAUGAUUCCAGUAUUUUCACUGCUUUUGUUUAUUCAUUACAGAUCAUCGUCUUUCUCUGGUUGGUGUCUAGUGAGAUGAUGUGUCUCUUCCUUCAUCUGUCAUCCGCACGUGCCUUGAGGAUUUACACAUACAUAAACACACAGAGCCUCUAAGCACAUCUGCUCAGUCACAAGUUAAUUCAAUGUAAACAGCCGAGAUCUGAGAAUGACAGGCCUGAUUUCUCAAUGGGGUUUUGCUGAGGGGAAGAACGAUGCAUUUAAUUGAGAGAAGGGAUGUUGCAUGUGGAGUGAAUGAUGCCGGCUGUAGAGCUUAUCUAUCUUACAGUUUAAGUCAGGAUUAAGGCGGCGGAUUUCCAUUGAAGUUUAAAAUGGUAAAUAAAGAGUCCUUUGUGUAAAUAUUAACAAACAUUUGAUCCAAAUUUUGUGCAGCUUUCACCAAAAAACAAAGCAAAAAUAAAGAAAAUCAGGGUAAAUGCCAGAAGUCCACUCUGAGCUGAGAAAUGUGGGAAAUGUAGUAAUGUAUGUAUGUAUUUCACCUGGCCGCCUGUGCGUCACUCAGUCGUAUUAGACUGCGGAGUAGAUAGUGAGCAUGUUUAAUGGAUCAGGCUCUUUAUUAGUGACAAGCAGAGAUGGAUGGACUACAUGAAGAAAGCACAAUGAGAAGCUAUUAAAAAUAGAUAGCAGUGAAGGGCUGCCAGGGAUUGAAUAGGAUCCCAGAGGGGGAACAAUACUUUCUUACAGUCUGAGAGCCAGUCUUUUACUUUCACUAGUUGUCUUGUUUUCCCCCCUUUUUCUUCAAUUGCGGUGCACCUGUGCUGCCUGCUGGAUGGGUUAAUUGUGCAUUUUUAAUCACCCUUUCUCUCCAGCAUUUUUUGACUGACAGUAUAACAAUAAUCAUGUCUUCUCUCCCAAAUAAGAAUUUAUCAGAAUUAACACUCCAAUCAACAGUCCCCUGUGUUGUUCUUGUUCUCUGCUUUUUGAAAACAAAUCACUUCAUGCGUACAGUAGAAAACAAGGGGCCGUGAUGUGGUUACUCUUAUUUCAGAGAUCUGCAGUUGCUGCCCUGCCAGGACUGCUGAUCAAGAUCAAAACCAAAUGUAUUUUUUACCCUAAAGAUUACAAACUUCAUUUGUGGCUUGGGGCGACGCCCACACAGCUGCCGAAUCAGCUCAACAUUUCCAAGAUUACUAAUGCCCCCGCAAAUAUAUUUCUAUUUCUUUCCUCAUCCAUUUUUGUUUACUCGACUCUCUGUUUGCCUAAAGUUACACUUGAUGCAUGGUCGGGGAAAUAUAUUGUGAAGAUUUGAUUUUUCUUUUCUUUUUCUUUUUGACAGGCAUAGAAAGACUAAAAAUGGCCCAUGACAGAUUCUCGGUCCUCCUAUUGAUGGAAAGCGCGGUGGACUUAAAGGAUAACUUCCUCCACGUUGCUGCUGGAAUGAGCUGUCCGGCUGAGAGGUUCAGACAAGCAACAGCUGGGUUGAGUGAUCUGAAGCUCUUUGGAUCUCAGCGUCACCUGGACUUGAUCCCUCCUUGCUGACUGAGCAGCUGCUGGUGAUUGCUACUUUUAAUUUUGACCUAUCUAGGCUACACACACCUGAGGCUCUGCAUUUGCUGGAGUGAGCUCUUCCCAGACUGCACUUACUGUCUUUGGGAGAGGCAUCGUUUGGAGAAGGGUGGCUGUAAAUGUGUGUCCCCGCGCUGGCACUGGACUGUCACCCUCCAAGUCUCCUGCACCCUGUGAGAGCCCCUGGAAGCCACCUGCUGUGCCUCUGGGAUGGUGUGACCUCCAGCCAGCUGUUGGACAUCCCACAUCUGGGUCAAGAUGCCGGUGAUGAAGGGCCUCCUGGCCCCACAGAACACCUUUCUGGACACCAUUGCUACACGCUUCGAUGGCACCCACAGUAACUUCCUGUUGGGCAACGCCCAGGGCCACCGCGGCUACCCCAUCGUCUACUGCUCGGACGGCUUUUGCGAACUGACGGGCUUCACAAGAACUGAGGUGAUGCAGAAGAACUGCAGCUGCCACUUCCUGUACGGGGCCGACACCAGCGAGCACGUGGCCCAGCAGAUGGAGAAGGCUCUGGAGGGCCGAGAGGAGUACCAGGCUGAGGUCCACUUCUACAAGAAGAAUGGUGUGGCCUUCUGGUGUCUCUUAGACAUCGUGCCCAUAAAGAACGAGAAGGGCGAAAUGGUCCUCUUCCUCUUCUCGUUCAAGGACAUCACUGACACCUAUGGAAGGAGCCACCACAACAGCAAGAAGGACGGCUCAGAGGACAAGAGGCGCAGGAGGAAGAGCGGCUCUCACUUCAGCGAGGCCAGGAAGCGUGGACGCACCAUGUUGUACCACCUGACCAGCCAGUUCUCGAGGGGAGGCAAAAGAGAGGUCAACCUGGGUGGCAGUAUCAUUGAGAAGCCUGUGAUACCUGAGUACAAGGUGGCAGCAGUGCAGAAGUCGCGCUUCAUUCUGCUCCACUACAGCGUGUCCAAAGCCCUCUGGGACUGGCUCAUUCUGCUGGCCACCUUCUACGUGGCUGUCACCGUGCCCUACAACGUCAGCUUCACGCCGUACGAUGACACUGUCACAGCUGCACGCUCCACCAUCGUUAGCGACAUUGUAGUGGAAAUGCUCUUCAUUAUAGACAUUAUCCUGAACUUCCGCACCACCUUCGUGAGCCAGUCGGGGCAGGUGGUGUAUGAGUCGCGCCCCAUUUGCAUUCACUACGCCACCACCUGGUUCUUUGUGGACCUGGUGGCCGCCCUGCCCUUUGACCUGCUGUAUGCCUUCAACAUCACAGUGACCUCCUUGGUCCACCUGCUCAAGACUGUACGCCUGCUGCGCCUCCUUCGUCUUCUCCAGAAGCUGGAUCGCUACUCCCAGUACAGCGCCAUGGUGCUGACCUUGCUUAUGUCUGUGUUUGCCCUGCUGGCACACUGGAUGGCCUGCAUCUGGUAUAUGAUUGGACGCAAGGAGCUGGAGACCAAUGAGACCUGGGACAUUGGGUGGCUCCAUGAGCUGGGCAAACGUCUGGAGACACCCUACAUCAACAGCACGGUGGGCGGCCCGACAGUACACAGCUCCUACAUCGCUGCCCUUUACUUUACCCUCAGCAGCCUGACCAGUGUGGGCUUUGGCAAUGUCUGCGCCAACACCGAUGCUGAGAAGAUCUUCUCCAUCUGCACCAUGCUCGUUGGCGCGCUGAUGCACGCCCUGGUUUUCGGUAAUGUGACGGCCAUCAUCCAGCGUAUGUACUCACGACGUUCUCUCUACCACACACGCAUGAAGGACCUGAAGGACUUCAUCCGUGUCCACCGUCUGUCCCAGCAGCUCAAACAACGUAUGCUGGAGUACUUCCAGACCACGUGGUCUGUCAACAAUGGUAUAGAUGCCAAUGAGCUCCUACACGACUUCCCUGACGAGCUGCGGGCCGACAUCGCCAUGCAUCUGAAUAAGGACAUCCUCCAGCUGCCGGUCUUUAAGGGGGCCAGUCGUGGCUGCCUGCGCUCGCUCUCCCUCCAUAUAAAAACCUCCUUCUGCGUCCCUGGGGAGUACCUCAUCCGUCAAGGCGAUGCACUGCAUGCCAACUACUUCGUCUGCUCCGGGUCUCUGGAGGUGCUGAAAGACUGCAUGGUGCUGGCAAUAUUAGGAAAAGGGGACCUGAUUGGGUCUGACCUGCCUGGAACAGACCAGGUGAUCAAGACCAAUGCUGAUGUGAAGGCGCUGACCUACUGUGACCUCCAGUAUAUCAAUGUGCGUGGCCUGAGAGAAGUGCUGGAACUCUACCCUGAGUACGCCAGUGUGUUCGCCUCCGACAUCCACAACAACCUCACCUACAACCUGCGGGAGGGCAGCCAGGACGAGGGCCACAGCAGGUUCUCAAGGUCCCCCAGGCUUUCUCACGAACCCAGGCUCCCCUCCAUCGUGGAAACAAAGGGGGACGACCCUGAUGACACCUUCCACCUCUCUCCAGCGACCCGCUCCCGUCGCAACCUCCUGCUGCCCAGCUUCAGCAGCCCAGUUCGCCGUACCUCCCUGGGAAACCUGCUAGGGGAUGAGCUGCGGCAGUUCAACGCCCUGCGACGCUGCCGUUCACCAAACCUCAGUCGUGGCCUCCACGGGCAGAGCUCAUCUCCUCAGGCACCAUCAAAAAAAGAGCAUGGCACCCCUACAGCCACCCGAGCCUCAACGUCUUCAGCCCAGGGAGAGUCAGGGGCUGAGCAAAAGCCUUCAAAGCUGCUCAUCCCAACUGUCACCUGUUUUGGACCCCCAGAUCUUAGUCCCAGGGUUGUAGACGGCAUCGAAGACAAUGGGCACACGUUCCAUUUCAACGUGGAGCACAGCGGGCCUAAGGCCAGUACAGGAGGCACCACCCAAGACUCCACACAGGCUAAUGCCACUCUGCUGCGGGAGACGGAGGAGGUCAGACAGAGCAUCAGUCAACUCAACCAAAAGAUGGGCACAUUAAACCAGGAAGUAUCUGAGCUCACCAAGGGCCUGCACCACAUGAUGCACCUCCUCCAGGCCCACGUAUCUGUACAACACUACAAAGCCUCCCUUCCCUCAUACCCAUAUGGCAUCCAAAUGGUGUCCAGCCCUCCCACAGCCCCCAACACUGGUAUGCCCUUUAACCUAGCUUCAACCUACCACCUCCACAACGAUCCUGGGAGCCAUGAAGGCCACGGCCACCAAAGCGUCCCACAUGCUAAUCACUGGAGCUACAGCGCAGCUGCUGAAACCCAGACAGAGAUCCACCACCAGCCUCAGUCCUCUAGUCCACCUGCUAACUCCUGUCCGCCCCUGUCUGUAAACUCUACACCCAGGUUAGGCCCGUGUCAUGGCUCUGAGAGCGUGACCGCACAUCUGUGGAGCAGCUCGUCUCUACUUAACGUCAGCCCAGGCUUCCAGGGUGGAAGUCCAGGCCUUGCACCUCAUGCUGGACAUGAAGACUCUGACUUCAGACCUCUCAGUGCUAGCCCAACCGCCAUCAGCCAGUCCCAGCCCACUUUGUGCCUGCAGCCUCCCAGCGAUAGUGAUGAAUACUCUUGCCUUUUGUCCAGUGCCCCUACAAGUACGUCCACACACAGCCUGCUGGACUCGCCACCCAGUUCCUACCCUGAGGACAUUUGUGUGCUUAUGUCCACCACAGCAUCUCAUAAUCUUCUCCAGGACACCUCCAUCUUCCAAAUCGAGGACUCACACUCCUCAAUCCACCCUUUGUCUGCCUCUCCACCCACAUUGACAGGCCAACCUCUCGGAUCCUCCCUGGAUUCGGGAUCACUUCGAUCAGAAGCUCUGGACCCCCACCUUCCACUGGGCGACCCAUCGGCCAUAGAACACACCAGUCUAGAGUGCCUACUGGGGAACGGGGGCUCUAUGGAGAGCAGGGACAGUGAAAGCGCAUCAUCGCGAAGGUCCAGCAUUGGCGUCCAGACUCAGAGCUCAGAGCAGUCGUGGUGUCUGGACCUCACAGAUUAAACUGUGUGUGUUGCAGGGGCAGACUCACUGACUCUACUUAAUAACUCUAGUUAUUAACUAACAUGCAACUUCUGACAGUAUUUAAAGAGAUUCAGCUGGAGAUUGUCAAUGUGUGCUGUAUUUACCCCUCUUAAGUCCUGGGCUCUCAUAUUUGUCAAACUCCAUGCAAUUUUCACCAUUUCUAUGCAAGAGCAUGUAAUUUGUGCAUUAUUUUGGCUUUAUUGAAGUGUGUCUUUUUAAAGAAAAAAAAAGUUCCACAUCUGUGGCUUCCAGUAUAUACUGUAUAUUUUUUCCAACAUCCUCAGAGCAAUUUGCAGUUGAUAAUACCUGUUACCUCCUUGCAUGGUAAAGUUGUUUAUUCUUUUUCCUAAGGAAAAGGUUUUCAAAUCAAUGUGUAAGCAUUCUACAUGACAACCUGUUGAUUGUGUACACAGAUACUGUAUUUGUAAGGCAGACAGGUCAGAGUAGCUGGAUGUUUAAAUGUACCGAGGAACAGAAAUGACACAUGCUUCACCUUGCAUAUAGGGAAUAGAGUAUGUGCAUCACACAGCAUAGAUUGUUUAUUGUUUUUAAUUGAAUGUUUUUCUCAGUUCAGCAUUUUUGAUUUAUAAUUCCACUGAGCAUCUGCAGUUGUAUGCUCUCUUAAAGAACCUCCAGGAGAUGUGGAUAAAUUUCCUAUUUUUCCUUCACCAAGGCAUUAAAGGUAGCGCUGUGAAAUAGGUUUAAUUGCUCUCUCCACAAAAAAACAUUUAAUAAAUAAAUAAAAGCUUUAACAAUUAUUUCUCAAGGAUUUACAAUUCUAUAAACACGACAUAGCUGCUGAUAAAUUAAACAUGAAUAAAUAUACAUAUUAAGAUGACAAGUGGGUCCCAUGAAAUAUUUAGUAUUGUGAUUAAUUUACAAAAUAUAAAUGCCUCCUUGGAAAAAAACAUUAACUCAUGAUACUCGUACAAUAUUCCGAGUAUUCAGGAACUUUGUUCUUUUUGAAUGAUUUCUUCUUGGCUGAUAAAAUAAAGUAUGCAGAAAUAUA
Molecule: messenger RNA, 7104 nt
Organism: Dicentrarchus labrax (European seabass)
Lineage: Eukaryota; Metazoa; Chordata; Actinopteri; Moronidae
Product: potassium voltage-gated channel subfamily H member 4-like
Exons: 17
Coding region: 2424-6074 (1216 amino acids)
Biological process (GO): regulation of membrane potential; potassium ion transmembrane transport
Cellular component (GO): membrane
Molecular function (GO): voltage-gated potassium channel activity
Source: RefSeq, a predicted model, not a curated record